Messenger RNA from Opisthorchis viverrini, 618 nucleotides. RefSeq lists its product as hypothetical. The coding region runs from base 102 to 476 and encodes 124 amino acids. The record is from RefSeq and is a predicted model, not a curated record. The transcript has 2 exons. Gene Ontology annotation, biological process: proton transmembrane transport; proton motive force-driven ATP synthesis. Lineage: Eukaryota; Metazoa; Platyhelminthes; Trematoda; Opisthorchiida; Opisthorchiidae. Gene Ontology annotation, molecular function: proton transmembrane transporter activity.
AGUGAAGCCAAUCGGUUUGUUUUACGGAGCCUACGCGAAGGGUUGAGCGCGUUCGCCGGUAGACAUCGCGGUUUCGGUUUUGAUCUUAAGCUGCUGACGAAAUGAUUCCUGGUGCAAUCUGUCAGACGCGUCUCGCCCUACGACCGGUGUUCUCAACAAUACUCAGGGGCCAGCCACUUAAGUGCAUCCCGGUCGCCGUUGCUCCUUCCCUUCAGACAAGUCAGUUCCAUACGUCCUUGGUGCGGCGGGACAUUGAUCAGGCCGCCAAGUACAUUGGGGCCGGUGCGGCUACAGUUGGUGCUGCUGGUUCUGGUGCUGGGAUCGGUUCUGUGUUUGGGAAUCUCGUGAUUGGUUAUGCUCGGAAUCCCGGCCUAAAACAGCAGCUGUUCUCCUACGCAAUCCUGGGUUUCGCCCUGAGCGAAGCUAUGGGUCUUUUCUGCUUGAUGAUGGCGUUCCUCAUCCUAUAUGCAUUCUAACUAGAGACAAUCGUUAGGUCUUUUUGCCGCUACAUCUCUGACCCUCGAUCUGAACCGGCCUGUGAUGGUGAAAAAUAGCGCAUUUGUAACAAUAGUUCGACGCACGCAACAUUGUGAAAUAUACCCUAUUGUAGCAUUGAAU